CCUGUAGGAGCACACCAAACUUGACUUCUUCCCAAACUUCACCGCUUCUAGAUCCACUUUCUGCGCUUAUAUCGGUUCGGUGGUCGACCGCUGCAAAAUAAGAAAAGCCAUGGCAAUUAGACCAGGUCAUAUCACUCUAAAAGUUGUGAUAUUGCUGGUUUGCUCGUCAUUUGCAAGCACAAGGCUUGGAUUAACAUUUGAUGAUCUGCCGCCUAUCAACCGCAGCAACUUCCCGUUGGACUUCAUAUUCGGAGCUGGUUCAUCUGCCUAUCAAUAUGAGGGGGCUGCAUUUGAAGGUGGAAGAGGAACAAGUAUAUGGGACACUUACACCCACAACUUUCCAGGUGAAAUAUCCGAUGGGAGCAAUGGCGAUGUGGCUGACAACUUCUAUUAUCUAUAUAAGGAUGACAUAAAACUGAUGAAGUAUAUAGGAUUGGAUGCCUUUAGAAUGUCCAUAUCCUGGUCACGAAUAUUACCUCGUGGGAAGCUAAGCAGGGGAGUGAACAAGGAAGGGAUUGACUUUUACAACAAUGUCCUCAAUGAGCUCAUCGCAAAUGGUAUAACACCGUUUGUGACUCUGUUUCAUUGGGAUCUUCCUCAAGCGCUAGAGGAUGAAUAUACAGGAUUUUUAAGUCCUCUCAUUAUUAACGACUUUAGAGAUUUUGCGGAGCUUUGCUUUAAAAAAUUUGGUGAUCGUGUUAAGCAUUGGAUCACAAUUAACGAACCACAUUCUUACGCUAGUUGUGGCUAUGAUGGAGGCUUUGUCGAUAACAUGGCACCUGGGAGGUGCUCCUCUAGGGCAAUUUGUUCGCAGGGGGAUUCAGCAACUGAGCCUUAUAUCGCCGCUCAUCAUCUACUCCUAUCCCAUGCAACAGCAGCCAAAUUGUACAAGAAGAAAUAUCAGCCGAUUCAAAGAGGAGAAAUAGGAAUAACACUAAGCACUAUUUGGAUGGUUCCAUAUUCAAGCAGCGAACUCGACGUUAAAGCAGCACAACGAGCUCUUGAUUUUAAGUACGGAUGGUUCAUCCACCCAUUAGUUUAUGGAGAAUAUCCACAAAUCAUGCAACUCCUUGUGGGAAGUCGACUGCCAAAAUUCACCAACAAGCAAAUUGAGAUGCUUAAAGGAUCCUUUGAUUUCUUAGGACUAAAUUAUUACACUGGGAACUAUGCUGCUGAUAUUGCUGUUCGCAGUGGAAACGUUAGCAGCACAGCAGAUAGUAUGGUCCGUCUUUCAACGGAUGAUAUCAAUGGUGUGCCCAUCGGGGAACCUACUGGAACCAUGUUCCUUGUGUACCCCAAAGGACUCUAUGAUCUUCUACUCUAUACCAAAAAGAAAUACAAGAAUCCAACCAUUUAUAUCACAGAAACCGGUUUUUCUGCUCUCAAAGAUGGAAAUAUUGAACAUGCUGUCAAAGAUCUCCAGAGAAUUAAUUUCUACAAUAGUCAUUUUUGGGUUGUUCGGGAAGCAAUUAAGAAAUGUGUGAAGGUGAAGGGCUUAUUUGCAUGGUCAUUUUUGGACACUUUUGAAUGGACAACUGGUUAUGACAUCGGAUUCGGAUUUUUCUACGUGGAUUUCAAGAAUGGUCUUCGAAGAAUUCCCAAACAAUCAGUUGUUUGGUUCAAAAAUUUCCUCAAUAAAAGUGAAGGAGGUGUAUUCAGUUAAGUUUUCACAUAAUUGUAUUGAUUGCAUUUACACUUUGAAUUUCAAAAUCAAACAAAAAGGUUCCCCUCAAUAUUAACUGAUGUGGGAUUGACCAAAACUCUUGAAAACAAAAUACUUAUUCUCAUAUAUCACAAAUUCUAAUUCUUCUCCAAAUAGAAAUUUUUUAUCAAUACAAAAUAAUCAUAUGGCCAAUGUAAUACAAAUACGUAUGAAAUGAUUCUUUUAGGUCUAAUUAAAUUUGAUUUGACGUAAAAUUUCUGCUUAUUUACCUCCAGACCACCUACAUAGUGAACCAGUAGACCACGAAACCAUGCUAUAACAUCAAAAACGGCUCAACACAACCAUCAUUUUGAUAUGGUGUGUUUUAUCACUCAAAUGCAUACUUAAUUUGAGGAUUUUAGAACUAAUUCAUUAUAGUGAUAAUUGAAUUAUGUAUCGUUUGAAUGAAGAAUUGAUUUUAACCCGUAUUGAAGAAAGAGGGUCAAAAAGCUCUAAAUGAAGUUGGAAAGUGAUGAAGGGAAGAGGAGACAAAAAAUAAACCUGAGCAUUGGUUAGGACGUGAUCACACCCGAUUCAAUGUCCAAGGUGGUCUGAGAAGAAGAAUACAUUUUGAAAAGUUUUUAGGAAAGAUUUGUUUCCUUUUUAAUGGAAGAACAUGAAAGGAAGGAAAGAAACACCCCUAGCCUGCAGAUUUAAAAGGAGAAGCAAAAGAGAAAUUAUACAUUCACAGUUUUGGGAGUUUGGAGCAAGGAGUUGAAGGACGUCAAUCUGGUCUAUUAGUUUUUCUUUCUAUUUCUCUCUAGUUUAUAUUUU
Messenger RNA from Sesamum indicum (sesame), 2476 nucleotides. Its product is annotated as beta-glucosidase 12-like. The record is from RefSeq and is a predicted model, not a curated record. Gene Ontology annotation, molecular function: beta-glucosidase activity. Gene Ontology annotation, biological process: carbohydrate metabolic process. NCBI's taxonomy places the organism in Eukaryota, Viridiplantae, Streptophyta, Magnoliopsida, Lamiales, Pedaliaceae.